AUGGGCAACCCUCAGCAGCUGGCCAGCCGAGUGGAGGACUUCCUGGCCAAGUCGGGCGUCCGGCGGGUCUUCAGCGGGCACCAGCCCCACGGCGAGAGCCCAACUGUAGUGCGACAUGUCCGCACUGGCCUGCUGGUCAUCACGGCAGACACCUCGUUUUCCAACCUGUCGGCGCUGAAGCUAUUCAACCAGGCCAACAACCGUGGGGAAGUCGUCACAGUUGUGCGCUUGCGGGGCAACGAGGUCCAGCUGGAGGGAGUUCUCCGGGAUGGCUCACCACAUGGCUGCCGGUUGCACUGCGACCCAACCAAGGACAAGAUGCCCGAUGCACUGGUCGGCUGUCAGCUCAACGAUGGCUCUUGGGUCAAGACUGUCAUGGAAGACGGCAGGGUGCUCGCAGCUCUUGGCAAAAGGUUUCAGGUCAAUGUGCAGACCAUGCAUCCCGGGAAGGCAUGUCUCAUGCUAAAGUCUGUGUAUGCAGAUGAGCGCCUGCAUGUCAGCCUCAAGAACCUUAGUGCGGAGUGGCUCCUGGAAUCUCAGCUGGAAGUUCAGCUCUGCCCCACGGACGGCAUGGAAGUUCAGAGCUUGUCCCAUGCCAUGCUCUUCAAGCCGGAGGAGUUCAUGUCUGCUGAGACAUACAUCUUUGAUGGUCACGGCACCCUCUGGGGCGUCAGAGGUGUGCAACACGGCCUCACCAACCAGGAUCUGGAGCAGCAGGUGAUCGCCAAGGUGAACAGCCUGAUCGCUGCUGGGAAGCGAGUGCUGUUUGCCACCAACGACUCCAACUACUCCCGGAGGAUGUAUGUGGACAGGUUGCUGCAGAACGGCAUCCAGCUGUGCGAUGACGACGAGAUGUCCCGCAGACAGGCGAAGCAAAAGGUCGUCACUGCCUCCUUUACCUGCGCCUGGUUUCUCAAGAAGGCUCUGAUAAGACGACCUUUUGUCCUUUGCUCCCACCUGGGCUUACUGGAGGAGCUGAAGGAAGCAGGUAUCACAGACUACGUGGCUACGAUCGAUGAGUACGGGACCCCCAAGCAGGAGUUCUUCGCUCCGGUGACCAAAGAUAAUGUCACCAGACUAGUUCAUCAGUCGAAGGAUGUGGAUGCCAUCGUUGUCGGCUGGGACCAGCAGCUGACAGCCCUCAAAGUCGCCGUGGCCGCGGCCUUCCUAAAGUGGAGCCGUGAUGGCGCUGAAGAAGGGCAGAAUGUCAUGCAGAUAGUGCAGUGCUCCUCAGAUCACGCUGGCGUCCUUGGCGUCACCGCCGAAGAUUUUUUGCCUGGCCGGCAGUGGGCGAAUCGCAGCAUCCCAGCGGUUGGCAACGGCACCAUGAGCCAGAUGAUUUGCGCCUCCGUGGGCAGGGAUAUCAAGGCCAUCGACGUGGGGAAGCCCUCGGAGGUGCUGAUUGAGGCGCUGAAGCGGCCGGUGGAGGAGGAGGGCUAUGGAGUGCAUUUGGACAAGGCAGUGAUGGUUGGUGACACCUUGGACACUGACAUCGAGCUUGCCGUGCGCAGCGGCAUGCGCUCCUUAUUGGUGCUCAGUGGCGUCACCAGCCUAAGUGACCUCGAGAAGCUGAGAGAGACCACGCGGUUUCCCACUUGGGUGGUGGACAGCCUGGCAGACAUCUAG
Messenger RNA from Effrenium voratum, 1626 nucleotides. Lineage: Eukaryota; Dinophyceae; Suessiales; Symbiodiniaceae. The record is from the annotation of a GenBank genome assembly.